Molecule: messenger RNA, 808 nt
Organism: Musa acuminata AAA Group (dessert banana)
Lineage: Eukaryota; Viridiplantae; Streptophyta; Magnoliopsida; Zingiberales; Musaceae
Product: 16.9 kDa class I heat shock protein 2
Exons: 1
Coding region: 173-646 (157 amino acids)
Biological process (GO): protein folding; protein complex oligomerization; response to hydrogen peroxide
Source: RefSeq, a predicted model, not a curated record
AGCGACUUCCAGAGGCGUGACGACACUUGCGGUCCUCUCCAUCCCGGUCUUUAUAAGUGCUCGACACCGGCAACGGCGACGAGUCAUACUAGCAAAUUCUUCCGAUUUGUUCGUCCAUUCGUUUACAUCUCUGCAUUCAGCAGUAGUAGCAGAACAUUACCUCAUAACAGCCAUGUCGAUCGUGAGGCGGAGCAACAUCUUCAACCCCUUCUCCCUCGACGUCUGGGACCCUUUCCAGGGUUUCCCCUUUGAUUCCUUCCGUUCACUCUCAGAGACGCGCCCCAGCUUCGUGAGCGACGCAUCCGCCUUCGCUAACACACGCAUCGACUGGAAGGAGACGCCUGAGGCUCACAUCUUCAAGGCCGACCUGCCGGGGGCGAAGAAGGAGGAGGUGAAGGUGGAGGUGGAGGAAGGCAGGGUUCUCCAGAUCAGCGGCGAGCGGAGCAAGGAGAAGGAGGAGAAGAGCGACAAGUGGCAUCGCGUGGAGCGGAGCAGCGGCAAGUUCCUGAGGAGAUUCAGGUUGCCAGAGAAUGCCAAGGUGGAUCAGGUGAAGGCGUCCAUGGAGAACGGUGUCCUGACCGUGACGAUGCCCAAGGAGGAGGCGCAGAAGAAGCCGGAGAUGAAGUCCAUCGAGAUCUCGGGCUGAGCUCGUAAUGGAACACACAACCUCUGUUUUCAGUCAAUCUAUGUACUGUGUGAUCGGAAAAAUAAGCAUGCUGUCUGCUCUUUGGUUUGUGUCUUUGUAGUCUGUCGUCGAUCGUCUUGUGUUCAGUCUUCUUGAAAUCGAAGCGUUAAGUUGGUAUGUCAA